UCCUCCCACACGGAGCAAGUACUCCCCACCUCACCUCCAAUCCACAGAACGCAUCCGGAUCCCACAGCAGGAUCAAAGCCAACAUUUCUCGGCUCCGUUUGCCCGAAUCGGAUCAGGAAGAGGUGAAUCCGAACUAAGGCUGCUGAUGCUUCAGAAUGAUGAUGAAAACCGUCCUAUUGAUGCUCCUCAGCAUCCCCCAGGGAGUUGUCUACUCAUGGUGGAAUGUCCGAACACCACAGAACAUCAUGGUCUCGGACGGUUCCUGUGUGCAGAUCCCCUGCAGCUUCGAUCAUCCAGCAAGCCAUCCGCUCACUGAGGUGAAGUGGUUGAAAGACAACAAGACUCAUGGGACCCUUGUCAUCAACUCCAAAAGGCAAUCAGACCCUCAGUUCCAGCAGAGAGCUCGCCUCUACUCACAGUGGGAAACUGAGAAAGACUGCAUGUUAACUAUUACUAAUGUGACCCGUAGGGAUGUGGGCCGGUACUACUUCAGAAUGGAGGACAGCAGUGGUGAGAAGUUUUCUGGACGAAAUGGAGUCCUGGUAAAUGUAUCAGUUGUGUCCAACUUGCCAAUGAUUUCCACACCCGAGGAGAUCACCGAGGGAGGGGCGGUGACGUUAACUUGCUCUGUGAGAUACGGCUGCCCAGGUCACCUGACAUGGACGGGUGCAGACGGAUUGGCUGAACAAUCUUCAACAGAAGCUCAGAGCGCGGACCUGAACGUCGAGUCAACCAGCCUCUCUCUGAGAUUUGUCGCUUCCUACCGGGACCACGGCAGGACGCUGAGCUGUGAGCAUUCGUCCUCACUGGGAAAACCUCCGUCCCAAACCAUCACCUUAAACGUGAAGUAUGCUCCCAGGUUUGCUCACCUCACCCUCUCUCCCUUCAAGACCAUUGGUUCCCGUGACUCUGUCACAUUGGAGUGUGUGGCCGGGGACAGUAACCCUCCAGUAACAGGAUACAGAUGGUAUUGGUCAAAUAGUGCAAGUUCCCAGACAUCAGGUCGAACAUAUCAGAUCUACAGUGCUUAUGGAGACACGGAGUACGGGUGUGAAGCCAUCAAUUCAGUAGGAAAAGCCGCCUCUGAGAGAACUAAACUGCCGGUGUAUGGGAGUAAUAACUGGGCAGUGUGGACCCCCCUCUCACUCCGUGCCCGGGAAGGGUCCUGUGUGAUCAUCCCCUGCCUGUUCCACAUUCCUGGAUUCAGAAGGAGAUACCCGACGGACGCUGGAAUCUGGUUCAAAGACCAGAAUUACAAAGGGACUCCAGUAUAUCACACUUCAAGUGGGAUCAGCGGGAAUUAUACAGGACGGGUCGAGUUCCUGGGAAACAUGCAGAGUGAAAACUGUUCAUUGAAGAUCGGGAAUUUAAAAGAAUCCGAUAGUGGGAAGUAUUAUUUCCGGAUGGAAGCAUCGGCUGGUAAAUGGUCGGAUCCAAUCGGUUUCACACUCCUGGUAUCUAGGAGUGCAGGGAGACCGGUGAUCGAGGUACCUGAGCGAGUGGUGGAGGGAGAAGCCGUAUCUCUGACCUGCUCUGUUCACACUUACUGCCCUGAGGACACUCCUGUGUUUGAGUGGCACCUCCCUGGUUUCAACGAUCCUCAGGUGACUGGGGAAGAAUCCCAGGUUUUCCAGGAUUACCACUGGAUUUAUUCCCACACUGUGGUGUACACACCAACGUCUGAGAAUUCCUGCCAGGCAGUGAAAUGUGCGGCCAACUUUGGAUCCGAGACACGAGAAACGGAGAUCUCACUGGAUGUGAAGAAUCCUCCUCGAAAUGUUACCAUCUCACUGUCAGUAAACGAGCGAACAGAUACUCAGAAUAUUAAGGAAGGGGACAGAGUUGUCCUCAAUUGUAACUCUGCCUCAGCUAACCCAGCAAUCAGUGAGUACACCUGGUACAAAGAUGGAACUCAAGUCUGGACAGAAAGGAGUAACAGCAUCCAGUUUCUAUCAAUAUCUCACACCAAUUACGGGACGUACAUCUGUCAGGCUUCCAAUGAAGUGGGCAGCAACCGGUCAGCGGAAUUCACAGUGACGGGCAAGGCUCGACCUCUGGGCGUUCACAUUGAGUACCACGUCAAUGGCGUACAGCUCAUAGCGCCAGCAACUAUGAGAGAGAAUGAUCAGCUGACUCUGACCUGUGUCAGCACCAAGAGUGACCCACCGGUCUCCAGUUACUCCUGGUUACUAAACGACCGGAGUAAGGUGAGCCAAAAUCAGGAGCUGCGGUUUGACAGGAUUAGCCGACAAGAGAACAGCAAGAGAUAUGAAUGUCAGGCUCAUAAUGAGAUUGGAACAGGAAGCUCGGAGACCAUCACCAUCCACGUACAGUACGCUCCCACCAACGUGAGAAUCACAACUCCCGCUGGUGCUCCUGUUGGUCAGUCCAUCACACUGUGGUGUGAAUCUGAUGCCAACCCAGAGCCAGACAACUACAGAUGGAGGAAGGAGUGUGGUUCUUCAUCAGUUUAUCUGCAAUGUUAUUCUCAGUAUUGUCAUCUGUGGAUUACAUGGGCGGACAUCUCCUGUGAUUAUUACUGCACUGUGAGGAAUUCCAUCGAUGAAAAGGAAUCUCCACCCAAACGCAUCAAUGUACAGUAUGAACCCAAAGAUGUGGAAGUCCUGUCCAAUGAUUCUGUGGUCGAGGGAUCACAGGUUACGUUACGAUGUGAGAGUGUCGGGAAUCCACCUGCAGACACCUACCAGUGGAAGAAGGUGUGUUCCGGGACGGAGAUGAGACUCGAAGGACCCACACGUGAGCUUCAGAUCCAGGUCUCAAUCGAGGAUGAGUCCUGUGACUAUUAUUGCAGAGCUGGGAAUGUGAUUGGAGGUCAGGAUUCCGAACCCAAAAGUUUCCACAUUCAGUCUCAGGGACGGCUAUCCAAGGCGUCAGUCAUUUCAACGGCUUUGAAAGGGGCUCUGUUUCUUUUCACCUCAGUGGCUCUGAUCUGUUUCCUUAAGAACCGCAGGAAUACCAGGAAACCAACAGAAAAAGCAGAAAGGCCUGUGUCAGAGCAUUUGUAUGAAAUGGUCUUGAUGAGUCGCGGGGGAGUCAAGGUGGAAGAAUCAAUGAAAGCUCCACAAUAAUCCAGACUCAGUGCCAGAGAUCCGGCUGCCACAGCUUGUCCCAGGUGAUCGUAUGUCUCCCAUUUCACAAUGCCGCCCUCUCCGUGAUGUCAGAACAACAAUCUUACACUCAGCCUCAGCAAGUCCAAGGAACUGACUGUGAACUUCAGGAAGGGGAAGUCGGGAGAACACACUCCAGUCCUCAUCCUGGGGUCAGCGGUGGAAAGGCUGAGCAGCUUCAAGUUCCUGGGCAUCAACAUCUCUGAGGAUCUGUUCUGGACCCAACAUGUUGAAGCAAUGAGGAAGGAGGUGACUACCGGCUCUAUUUCAUCCGGAGUCUGAGUACAUUACUCUGUGCAGCUACCCCAGGGGAGGGAUUGUGGAAGGAACUGUCAAUAUUUUGGGACUGACCGUGAAGGGGAGAGAGUAUUGAGGGUGAGUGGCAUGUUGGUGUAUUUGGUGGGAUGGUGGGAGAGGGUUUGGAUGAUAGGCGGAGUGAGCUGGAUAGGAGAGGGGGAGGCAAAUUCAAAGUCCGGAGGAAACUCAAGGAACACCACCUCAUAUUCUCCCCAUGCAUAUUCCAUCUACAGGUAACUCUAUCACCUUCCA
Messenger RNA from Hypanus sabinus (Atlantic stingray), 3677 nucleotides. RefSeq names its product sialoadhesin-like. Lineage: Eukaryota; Metazoa; Chordata; Chondrichthyes; Myliobatiformes; Dasyatidae. The transcript is spliced from 15 exons. Bases 156 to 3089 code for a protein of 977 amino acids. The record is from RefSeq and is a predicted model, not a curated record.